AAUGAUGUCAUCAGAAGGCGCCAUUUGAACUCUGCGGAAUUUGUUUUGAUGGAGCUCGACGUACUGGAAAUGUGUAAACAAAAACGACUGCGGCCACUUGAAAGAUAGUAGGCUAACGGCAAGGUAAACGAUGGACGAAAUCAACCCCCAUUACCGCUUUAUGAACUUGAGGCGGAGGAUACGGGAGGUGCGGGCCGUGCGGUACCGCGAGCGGUUCAAGAGGAUGAUGAGGGAUGGAGAAGUGCUCAGUUACCAAGGGAACUCUGAUGAAGUUGGCUGCUACGUGGCUCCAAGGCCGUUAUCCAAAGGAAACUGCUACUUUGAGGUGACCAUCAUUGACACAGGGGUGAGGGGGAUGAUUGCUGUUGGCCUGGUGCCUCAGUACUACAAGCUGGACCAUCAGCCUGGCUGGCUCCCGCACUCAGUGGCCUACCAUGCUGAUGAUGGAAAGCUGUACAAUGGGAACACUAUUGGACAGCAGUUUGGUCCCAAGUGUAAUUGUGGCGAUCGUAUUGGCUGUGGGAUCUACCUAGAGGCAUUCGAGGACGGACAAACAACGGUCUUCUUCACCAAAAAUGGAAAAGAAGUGGGCACGGUGGUGGUCCCAGCGUCUCCAGAGGCGCUCUACCCGGCCGUGGGGAUGCACUCCCUGGGGGAGGAGGUGCAGCUGGACCUGCAAGUGGAGUGGGGGAUGGAGAAGGAAGACGGACUGAUGAUAGUGGACAGCCACGAGGACGAGUGGGGGCGUCUCCAUGAUGUCAGGUUCACCGGCUCAUUGUUGGAGUACAUGGGUAAAGGGAAAAGCAUCGUGGAUGUGGGUUUGGCCCAGGCCCGUCUACCCCUCAACACACGCUGCCACUACUAUGAGCUGGAGAUCACUGAUGCAGGAGAGAAGUGCUACAUCGCCCUGGGACUGGCACGCAGGGAUUACCCCAAAAACAGACACCCUGGCUGGAGCAGGGGCUCCAUAGCCUAUCAUGCAGAUGAUGGGAAGCUCUUCCAGGGUAGUGGGGUGGGGGACGCCUUUGGCCCUCGCUGUUUUGAGGGGGACGUCAUGGGCUGUGGCAUCAUGUUCCCACGGGACUACAUCCUGGACAGUGGAGAUGACAGUGACGACGGGGACUCAGAGUUGCGGCCUAAGCAGCAGCGUGUCCAGAAUGACCUCUAUAUGAACGAGGAGGAGGAUGGGGAGGAACUGGAGGGGAGGAAGGUCGUGGUGUUCUUCACACGGAAUGGGAAGGUGGUGGGCCGCAAGGAGGUGGCAGUGCCAGCAGGUGGGUUCUAUCCUACCAUCGGCAUGAUGAGCACCGGGGAAAAGGUCAGGGUGGACCUGCACCCUCUAAGCGGGUGAGAGGGGAGGAUGGAGGAGAGGAGGGUGGAGUGAAGAGAGUAGGGACAUGACCAGAGAGAAGUGGCUCCAACACAGACAGACACACACACCACAAACUUGGAGGACAGGGCCAGCUGCAUAAGCGGUCGCUUAUGGCUCCAAGCCACUAGCCCCCCCCCCAAAAAAAUUAUGUGGUUGUGCAUUAGCAAUUUUUCUCUUGGUAUGUCAGUCACUGACAGUCACUCAAUUAACCAUGUCAGCUAACUAUUUUAGAUUGGUAAAUUAUUCUAAACUAGUAAUCAUGGUAGAAUACUGACAGGUCACGCAGGAUGCAUGCCCAGGGGCCCAUUGCUUUUGUUAGUCACUUUCACUCAGAUAUCAUUAACAUGGCAAAAUGUGAAGAAUUACAGGAAAAUAGCUUUAAACUGCAAAACAAAUCAUCUGCCCCAUUGCAAAAUGGUCAGAAUUGGCCAACAAAAUCUCGCUUAGGGCCCCCAAAAGGGAGGAUGACGAUAUGAUGCUAGACCAAUAUGGGAAUUUGUUGUCGUCACAGUGCAGUAUCCAUUUUCUUCACAUCACUCCUGGAUCCAGCAUGUUGUCUGGGAAGUCCCACCUCAGGAGUCAACCCAGAGUAAACUAAACUAUCAGUAGAGGAAACUCAUGCUACUAGAUAGUAUGAAGAUUAAUAUUAUUCAAAGCUGAUAUGUCAAGACUAUACUGUAUGGGUGCCUCAAAGUGCUUACUUUUAUCAUGUCAAUAGAAAAUGCUAGAACCAGUUUAAAGAGAUGCUGGACCAAUCCCAGUCUUUAGCAACAAUCAUUCAAGUCUUAUUAGUUCAACUAUAUUUUGAGAUUAUUAAAGGAAUGCAUUCAAAAUGCUGAAAAGAAUGUAACCCACAGACAAGAAAUACAACUCUCAGGUGUGCCAAAAUCCAAAUAACUAUAACUAGGAUGUUGUGUUAUGUCAUUUUUUUCUAAGACUAUGAUAAUACCAUAUAAUUUUAUCACAAGCACUUUAUUGUAGAUAUACUGAAUUAUGAUGCAUACUACAGGCAUUUGAGAGUCUUUUUGUUUGGGCAUGUCUAUGUUCCUUCAUAUUGUGGAAUGACAGGUUCAAUGAAAUACUUCAUCAAGAUCUGCCUUUCUAGACCAUUUGAAUUUGUUUUGAUUCAUCUUCUGUAAUAUCAGAACUGUACUCAAGCAAUGUGCUGAUUGAUUGUAUUUUAUGAUUAAAACAACUGAAGAUCAUGCACUUAACUGUUCCUGACAGAGUGUCAUUUGAUUUCAUAUUAGGUUCAUUUAAUCAUUGAUAUGAAUGUAUGUCACCUCUAAAUUGUGCACUUGUAUGCAAUCUUUAUAAAUAAAGAUGAGUAUCUAUUUAUAAAG
This is a messenger RNA of Oncorhynchus kisutch (coho salmon), 2715 nucleotides long. Its product is annotated as SPRY domain-containing protein 3. The transcript has 11 exons. Bases 131 to 1351 code for a protein of 406 amino acids. Gene Ontology annotation, molecular function: protein binding. The record is from RefSeq and is a predicted model, not a curated record. NCBI's taxonomy places the organism in Eukaryota, Metazoa, Chordata, Actinopteri, Salmoniformes, Salmonidae.